AAUAAAGGCCUUCUGAAGCAAAGUGAUGGGUUUUUGUAAGAAAAAUAUCCAUAUUUAUAACUUUAUAAACUAAUAAUAACUGGCUUCCAGUAACGACCGUACACAAGUCUAGUUCCGAGGCUUGAGGGUGAGUAAAUAAGGGCAUAGUUUUUGGGUGAACUAUCCCUUUAAAACAACAAACAUCUAAGACCAGAAAUUGAGCUUAGGCUUAUUUUAGACCAGUUUAAACAACGAUUAACUGUGAAGAUGUUCCUUAAUAAGUGCUAAAUUAUUUUUAGAGGUGCAAUAUUAUUUUGAUACGUGUUUGACUGCCUGGGUGGGUCUCUAUAUAGGUCAUUUUUGUUGUUUGUAACCAGAAUAACAUCUUUCUGAGAUAAAAUCUCUUUAAAAAAAGUGAUAUAAGACAGCAAAGAAUACAAGGCAACAUGUAGCAGUCAAAACAAUUUAAAUAAUACAAAUCAAACAAAAUAAUAUAAAUGAAAAAUCUGUAAAUCAAAUAUCACAGACAAACAAACAAACAACACUUUUUUUUUUUUUUUUUUUUUAAUUAAUGUGACUAAUCUUCUUACAACUAACAAACCAUUCUCAAUAUGGUAUCAGCGUUCAACACGUCCAAAAAGUGGAUUAGCAGCACUGUUGCAGCCCUGUGUACCGGAGGUUGGCAGAUUUUAGGUCUCGUGGUCGUAAAUGGCAUGAGACCACAGCAGCUUGGCAGUCGCUGGUCGAAGAGAGCUGACGUGAGGUGACGACGCGACGCACACAGUUGGGACACGGCAGGUAUCUUAUUAGCUCUGUAGAGGUGAAGGAUGGGGCGUAAACUGGAUCUCUCUGGUCUGACGGAUGUGGAGGCCGAGCAUGUGAUGCAGGUGGUGCAACGGGACAUGCAGCUGCGCAAAACGGAGGAGACACGGCUCGGUGAAAUGAAGAAGGCGCUGGUUGAGGAGGGCAGUCGGUCUGUUCUGCUGUCACGGCAGCACAGGUUUAAUGAGCGCUGCUGCAUCCGCUGCUGUUCUCCCUUCACCUUCCUGCUCAACUCCAAGCGUUCCUGCUUGGACUGUUGCUACAACGUCUGCAAGGGAUGCUGCACCUACAAUAAGAAGGACAAAGGCUGGCUGUGCUCCGCCUGCCAGAAGACCAGGCUACUGAAUACCCAAUCUCUGGAAUGGUUCUACAAUAAUGUGAGAAGGCGUUUUAAAAGGUUUGGCAGUGCCAAAGUGUUAAAGAACCUCUACAGGAGGCAUGCGGCCGAGCGUGGAGUGUUAGCAGAGCCUACAGAGGGCAGCACCAAUGAGGAGAGCGUCUGCAAUGAAAGUAGUGUGUAUGAGAGCGACUCCACAUUCUACAAGCAAAGUAAAGAGCACAGCAUGGCUGAGACUAUUAGUGUGGCAAUGCGGGUGGCAGAAGAGGCCAUAGAUGAAGCCAUUGCUAAGGCUGAGAGCCAGACUGACAGUCAAGAGAAGCAGAACGAAGCUCAUUAUCUGCGAGAGAACAGAGGAGAGCUGAUAGAGGAAUUGGCCAAAACCAUAGUACAGAAAAUUGUCCACCGGAGGAUGGAUCCCUCUGAGGUGCAGUCUGGGUGUAAUCUGGACCAGAACAUUGUUGAGACCUCUCCUGAUCAAAUCCAGAGUGCCUUCGAUGCUUGUCUCUCGAGGUCUCGCUCAGCUCUCUCUGUUGUGACUGAUGAGAAAACAGACCAGCAUGCUAACACUGAGUCAAGACCUUCAGCCUCUAAAAGUCAUGCUCUGGAAAUGAAGAAAGAAGAAACGAUGCCUGUCCAGGCCAUGCCUAGCUGGAGGAGUGUUGACCGACUGGACAAUUCCAUGUUACAGAGUCCUGAUGGGAACUGGAUUGCUUAUCAGAGCAACCUACUCUCUCGACCGGGCCUUUUAACUAAGCGCAAAAGUCUGGUCUACAGCGUCCUAGAAAGGGAGUCUGGCGUGGUGUCAGCUUAUGAUGAAAUGGGCUCCGAAACAGAGCCUGAAGCGAAUGGGGGCUGGGGCGCUGCACUGGUAGAGUUUCGUCGUAAAUUGUCUGCCAAUAAGCAGUCGAAUUACCCAGAAUCCUACAGCCGACAGUCAACCUUGCCUUUGGAUGCACAAGCACAACACACCUUGAAUGCUGACACUGAGAACUCCUCAGGACAGGAUGCACCGAUGCCCCACAAAACUCUGCUGCCCUUCCUGAAGAGGAAAGUGUCACUAGAACACAGGCGACCCUCAUUCGCCCGCCGCUCGAACCUCGGGGAUGUUAAUUUCAACCAAGGAGGGGCUGAAAGCAGUGAGGAUGGCCUAGAGGACAGCAGGGUCAAGAGGUCACGACGAAGGAGGAAAAAUAAGAGAGAGGAGGCAGAGUGGAAAGGACAGUCGGUUUUGUCUUUGGCUAUAUCGGAUUCUAAUGGCCAACUCUCAGAUUCUCUGGUGAAGAGUCGUCAUGUGAAACAAGACUCAGCCUUGCAUGGAAAAAGACCAAGUGAUCAUGCUCUGGAAGCCGACACUUCAGACACUGCUACCCCUGACAUCUUGAGCUCUGGAGCUGUGACCCCUGAUCCAUUUGGAUCUGAUCUCAAUUCUCCCAGCAAUUCGAAUCAUAGAGCCCAUGGUGUGGUUGAAUCUUUAGAUCAGCAGUUGACUUCCAAACUGAAAGAGCUGACCAGUCAAGUCAGAGAAACACAACUUUCCUCCACAGAGGAUGAAUUGGACCGGUUGGAGUAUCAAAUGUGGGAUGAUGACGGUGAAACAAAAGCAAAUGUGGGAGAUGAAGUUAUGGGAGAUGCUUUAUUGAAGAUUAAGGCUGUAAAAGAAAAAUCUGAUGAAAUUGAAGCCACAAAUCAAUUAAUGAGAGCUGACAUGUUGAAACAAGAUGAUCUGACUUCCAAACUCAGAGAGUUGACCAGUCAGGUCAGUGAGACACUACUUUCCUCCACUGAAGAUGAACUGGACAGGUUGAGAACUGAGAUGCUGGUGGUAAAUGACAGAACAGAUGGAAACAAAAUGAUACAACGUGAUAAUACAACACAAAAUCAUCUAGAGAAGAUGGUUGAAAAAGCAGAAGAAGAGAGAUCAGAGAAAAGGCAAAAGAACAAGAAGGAGACACAAAUGUCAGAAGAAAUGAGCUUUGGGAGCCAAAAACAUACAUUUGCUGAGACCGAUGCACAAUAUGAGAUCGCUAGUGAGAGAAGUGAGGAGACAAAGAACAAGAGAGAUGUUCAGACUAAAGAGAGAAAAGCAGAAAUAAAAGAUGGUGGAAAUGUGGUUGAAGGUCAGCAGAGCAGAUCUGAGAAUACAGAGAUGGUUGAUCAUAUUGAGGAGCAGGGAGAGGCCUUAUCCUGUGAACUGGCUUUGAGUAGAUUUGUAAGUGAAGAUGGAAAAAUGGAAUUUGAUAGGAUCAUCGAUACUGUAGCGAAGGCUUUGGAUGAUAUGGAAGAACACAUAGAAGCUUACACUAGUGAGGGGGUAGUUUUAGACACAGAGGGAGAGAAACUAGAGAUGAUAAAAGAGAAGGAGAAUGUAACUGAACAGGACAUGGAUGAAGAGAAAACAUUUGAGAGAUGCUUUGUUGGUGGAGAAUCGAAGAAGGUUCAGGAAAAAGAAAUGAAGGAAAAGGGCAAAAUCAAUGAAGUUGUGGCACUAAAGAACAGCACUGAAGAUACUGAGGAGUCAGAAGACAAACAAUGCAUCAAAUCAUCAGAAGGGAGCGUUCAAAGGAACGAUGGCAACGGUCACGGUGACUUGGUUGAAAUGAGGGAGCAGAGGGACAAGCACAGUGCCCCAUCUGGUCAGGAGGAGUAUCUGUCACCAGAGGAGAUCUACAAGGAUGCUCACAUGCUGGACAAAGAGAAAAACCUACAUUUUAUCUCCAAUAUACUACAGCAGAAGUACUCGGCCGUAUCACUGCGCAGCAUCACCUCCGAGGUGCUGAAAGUGCUGAACGCCACUGAGGAUCUGAUUCACGGAUCUAUGGGAGACGGACAAAGCCAAAUGGACCACAGUGACCUCCCGAACAUUCCCCCUGCCGAGGCCAGAAGACUGGACGAGCAGCUCAGCAGACUGGAGGAGAAUGUGUAUGUGGCGGCAGGUACAGUGUACGGGCUCGAAGCUGAACUGGGGGAUCUGGAGGAGUGUGCGCGCAGCAUCAGUGGAUCCACCACCGAAAGAGAUCUCGCUCAUCUGGAGGACCAGGUGGCCUCUGCAGCAGCCCAGGUGCAGCAGUCUGAGCUCCAGGUUUCAGACAUUUCCUCAAGAAUUGCGGCUCUGAAAAAUGCAGGUCUUAAUGUAGCUCCACAGACACAAUUUACCAAGGUUAACACUGUAAAAACCAAGACACAAACCAUCGGCUCAUCUCGGAAACUGAGGCGGCGACUGCCGGCACCUCCAGUACAAGAUAAAGAAGCAUAAAGAGGAUUGUAGGAGACAUCAGCAAGCUUCAUCGCAAAGUUAAAUAACUUAAAGCCUAAAAAGCCACUGAUCACAUGUGCCUUGAAGCUCAUGGCUCAUAGAAAAUAUUUUAUAAACUCUUGUGGGAUAGAUUUAAAUAGACUCAUGUAUUGCUCAUGCAGUGACGCCAUGUUACACAAACAAAUGACUCUUGGAUCAGGUUGCUUUAUUACCUCUCUCUCCUAUACUAGUGUCUGAAUUAUUUAGAAAUAGUUACUGUAAAUGUAAGUUGUGAAAUUACACAAAGAUGUUGAGCUUUGUUUUGGCAUUUUGACCAUUACUGUGAAUCAAACUCAUCAUUCAAUUAAAUCUGAAACUGGAAGUACUGGGAUAGUUCACCCAAAAAUUCUGUGAUCAUUUACUCACCCUCAUGCUAAUAUUUUAAAGAAUGUUUGUAACCAAAUUGUUUUGGUUACCACUGACUUCCAUUAUAUUGGCGAUUUCUCAAAAUAUCUUCUUUUAUGUUCCACAGAUGAAAGAAAGAACUAUCCUUUUAAUUUCUCACUGACAAGAUAUAGAUAUCUACAAUGACUGUGUCCGAAAUUGCAUACUCUCUUGAGUAGGUACUUAUUUUGAAUAAGUAAUUGCGUAACAAUAACCAGCGUAACAAUCGCUAACAAAGUACGUUCUAUAUAGUAUGAAUGUGUGUAGUAUGAAUGUAAUCUGUAUGUUCUACAUCCGCCAUGUUGACAUUAUCAUGUGACCUACCAGCGUCAGUUGCGUCGCUUCACUGCCCCUCAUAAAUCCUCUCCUGUGGCCUCAUGGGAUAGUAAAGUGUCCAUCGUAUGCACACUUCAGAAUACUCUUUUAUGAGUACUGUGAAUUCGGACAUACUUCUUUUGCCACAUGUUUUAUGACUACUAUAUAGUAAGAGAGUAUGCGAUUUUGGAUGCAGCCAAUGUUUUGCACAUCUGACCAAAUAUUUCCUGCAUUAAUUUUUUUUGAACAUGAUUUCUCUGUCAGAUUUAUAGUAGAUUAUUCAAGCCGCGUGUCAGCUAUAUGAAUCACAGUCAUGCAGAACAUGAAACUUUGUAUUUGCUGAUAAUGUAAAUUUAUGGUGUUAGAUUUGAUAAUAGAGAGAUUUACAAGCUAUUAUAAAGACAUUGAUUUAUUGUAUAUGUGUAAAUGAUCUGUGUAAAUUAAUAAAUGGAAUUUUUUAGUUUGAUUAUAUUUAAA
Messenger RNA from Ctenopharyngodon idella (grass carp), 5609 nucleotides. RefSeq names its product myosin VIIA and Rab interacting protein a (gene myripa). The transcript is spliced from 18 exons. Gene Ontology annotation, molecular function: small GTPase binding; myosin binding; actin binding. NCBI's taxonomy places the organism in Eukaryota, Metazoa, Chordata, Actinopteri, Cypriniformes, Xenocyprididae. The coding region runs from base 807 to 4394 and encodes 1195 amino acids. Gene Ontology annotation, cellular component: cortical actin cytoskeleton. The record is from RefSeq and is a predicted model, not a curated record. Gene Ontology annotation, biological process: intracellular protein transport.